Malassezia restricta is the source of this 2184-nucleotide messenger RNA. RefSeq names its product dehydrogenase. NCBI's taxonomy places the organism in Eukaryota, Fungi, Basidiomycota, Malasseziomycetes, Malasseziales, Malasseziaceae. The transcript has a single exon. The record is from RefSeq and is a predicted model, not a curated record. Bases 1 to 2184 code for a protein of 727 amino acids. Gene Ontology annotation, molecular function: oxidoreductase activity, acting on CH-OH group of donors; flavin adenine dinucleotide binding.
AUGCUGUUUGAAAAGCCUUUUUUGCUACUGUUAGUAGCAUUAUUGGGUAGCGCUGUCAUCUCUUCGGAAGCCAGCGACCAUAGAGGCCUGGUUCGUGAAAUUCGUAAGCGCGAUGCAGCAUCGACAAACCCUUCUGAUCUAGAUGGUAAGACCUUUGACUAUGUCAUUGUUGGUGGUGGACUGGCUGGUCUUACGGUUGCUUCUCGUCUGUCAGAAAACGAGAACGUCACUGUUGCCGUUAUCGAAGCUGGUCCAGCUGGUACCUCUAAAGACCUUGCUUCUCGGAUUGAUCCGCCAGCAGGUAAUCUCUACAACCAUAUGCUGGAGACUAAUAUGAACUGGAAGUUCAAGACUGUUCCUCAGGCCAAUCUGGGUGGUGCCGUGAAAGACUUUCCUCGUGGAAAGGUGCUGGGCGGUAGUAGUGCUGUCAAUGGCCUAUACUAUGUCCGUCACAGCACUUCUGAGCAAGAUGCAUGGGGUGAAAUCAUUGGCGACAAAAACCUUUGGGGAUGGAAUAAUAUGUAUCGGGCAAUGAAAAAGUCUGAAAACUUUACUGAUGCUUCUGAUGAGAUCAAAAAAGUCGAGCAUAUUAGCUCUGAACCCGGCUCUCACGGUACGAAAGGUCCCAUUCAGGUUUCUUGGCCUGGUGAGAUUUAUGACAGUAUCGGUGCUUUUAUCAAGGCUGCUUCUAAGACAGGCGCCCCUUACGUGAAAGAUCCUUACAGCGGCCACAACAUUGGUGCCUAUGUGGCCCUUGAGACUCUGAAUCCAUCGAACUGGACGCGCAGCUUUUCUCGGUCGGGCUACUACGACCCUUAUGUGUACCGCAAGAAUCUCAAAGUACUUACUGGCCAUCUUGUAACUAAGGUUGAAAUGGAAAAGGGACAGAAGUUGGCAAAGGCUACUGGCGUUACGUAUCAGGCGAAGCCCGAUGGUCAGACCUACCAUGUUAAAGCUGGCCGCGAGGUUAUUAUGAGCGGUGGUGCUGUCAACACUCCUCAGAUACUUCAACUCUCUGGUAUUGGUGAAAAGAACUUUUUGAACUCUAAGAAGAUCGAUGUCGUCGUGGACUCUCCAGGUGUUGGUCACAAUCUUCAAGACCAUGUGUCUGGCGGCGUUCAAUGGGCACCUGGUCAAAACACCAAGAUUCCUCCAACCAACACUAAUCAGUCUCCCAUCGUCAACUCUUACACUAACACUGCUGUCUGUUACGUGAAUGGCACGCAGGGCUUGAAGGACCAAUGGACUAACUACCUUAAUCAGGUGAAGGGUAAUAAGACCAAGGCUGUUAAUGCUCUUCAAGCCCCUGACGUUGUUAAGAAAGGUUACGAACUGACCUACUCCACUGUCUUGGGUUUGAUUGAGAAUGGUGUCGCUCCCCUUGAGAUGCUUUAUUCUCUAACCUUUGGUCAGGUCAUGGUGCAAACGGCUAUGCAGCAUAGCUUCAGUCGCGGUUCGAUUAUGAUCAACUCUACGGAUCCUUUCGAGCAUCCCAUUAUCGACCCUCGCUACUUUGAGCAGGACUCGGACAGGUUCAUGCUUCGUUCGGGCUUCAAGCUUGCGCGCAACAUUGGCCAAACUGCCCCACUCAAGUCUUUCCUUGGUGAGGAGUCUGUUCCAGGCAACAGUGUUCAGUCUGACGAGCAAUGGGACAAGUUUAUCGAGGGGCGGGUAGGAACUGAAUAUCACCCGUCGGGCACCGCCGCUAUGCUUCCUAAGAAUAAGGGAGGUGUUGUCGAUAAGACUAUGAAGGUAUAUGGUACCAGCAAUUUGCGGGUUAUUGAUGCCUCUGUGGUUCCCUAUGUUGUUUCGUCUCAUUUCAUGUCUCUUGUCUAUGGUCUCGCCGAAAUCGGUUCUGAAAUUGUCUUGGAUGCGUACAAUCAUGACAUGCAAAACAAAAAAUCGAGCAAUGGCGGUGCUACCGGUGGUAACAGCCAAGGAAACUCGAAUAAGGGCGGCGCUGCUGACGGCAGCAGUCAAAACAGCUCGGGUAAGGGCGGUGCAGCUAAGGGAGACAACCAAAACAACUCGGGUAAGGGCGGCGCAACUAAGGGUGACAACCAAAACAACUCGAGCAAGGGCGAUGGCUCGAGUGCCCGUGCUGGCGCCACGCCCAUCAGUAUUCUUUCCACUCUCACCAUUACAAGCUUUGUCACGUUUGCAUAUCUUUACUCUGCCAUCUGA